Messenger RNA from Helobdella robusta, 1143 nucleotides. RefSeq lists its product as hypothetical. Gene Ontology annotation, cellular component: cytoplasm; intracellular membrane-bounded organelle. Gene Ontology annotation, biological process: xenobiotic metabolic process. Gene Ontology annotation, molecular function: iron ion binding; heme binding; oxidoreductase activity, acting on paired donors, with incorporation or reduction of molecular oxygen, reduced flavin or flavoprotein as one donor, and incorporation of one atom of oxygen. Bases 1 to 1143 code for a protein of 380 amino acids. The transcript has 3 exons. Lineage: Eukaryota; Metazoa; Annelida; Clitellata; Rhynchobdellida; Glossiphoniidae. The record is from RefSeq and is a predicted model, not a curated record.
AUGUGGAAAUUAUCAGGAAUUGCGGAGCAUCCUUACAAUGACCAUUUUAAGCUGCAUCACCGCAUUUGUCUCAAUAUUUUGAAACAUUUUGGUUUUGGACAGGGAGUUAUGGAAGCCAGAAUUAAAGCGGAAGUUGAAGACUUACUUGGGAGAGUAGAUGAUAAAAAGGAUGAAGCAUUUGAUCCGUCAUUUGAAAUAACUGCAGCGGUUUCAAACGUGAUUAGCAGCAUAAUAUUCGGGAGGAGCUGGUCCAAAGACGAUCCCAAUUUUCAUGAAGGGUUGGACAUUAUUCAUUCUUUUUUGUCCGAUGACACGAAUUCUAUUAUGAUUGACUUUUUCCCCGUUGUUCGAUACUUACCAUAUUAUAACCAGUGCAUAAAAAACUACAAAAAUUUGCGCAAAAGAUGGGAUUCAUACAUUGGAAAUGUGAUUGACGAUGCAUUAAAAAGUGAUGUCGAAAAUUUUUGUAACUUGUAUUUAAAAGAAGCAAACAUCUCAAAAAUUGAUAUAAUGGAAGAAGAUCAAUUGAAAAACACAAUAAGAGAUCUUUUUUUAGCUGGCACUGAAACAACUGCUACAACUCUUCUCUGGUUUAUCAUCAUCAUGGCCAACAAUCAAGGUGUUCAAAAAAGGGUCCAAAAUGAGUUGGAUAGAGUUGUUGGUUCAAAUAGAUUGCCAUGCCUAGAAGAUAAACCAAAUCUGCCAAUUACCGAAGCAUUUAUCCUGGAAGCGAUGAGGUUUAAAACCUUGGUGCCAAUGGCUCUUGUGCAUUUAACAACUAAAGAAACGAUUAUUGAUGGAGUUCUGAUUCCUAGUGGAGUCAUGGUAAUGCCUAAUAUUUAUAGCGCUCACAUGAACUCAGAAGAUUGGGUCGAUCCUGAAAUAUUUAAAAUUGAAAGAUUUCUUAACGAUGAUCAAACGCAGGUCGUCAACAGAGACUUGAUUAUUCCAUUUUCUCUAGGAAAGAGAGCCUGCUUGGGUGAAAUACUUGCCAAGCAGGAAAUAUUUCUCUUCACAACAUCCAUCCUACAUAAAUAUUCAAUUUUACCUAAGAAAUGUGAUGAGAAAAUAGUUGUGGAAGAAAUUAUUGGCAUUACUGUAUCCCCUUCGCCGUUCGAAGCAAGACUUGUUAAAAGAAACUAG